AAAGACCCAUAACUCCUUCAUGGAGGCAAUAUUUAGAACUUGGUCACUGGGUAUAAAUAUAAAAUAGCGAAUUGAUGAAAUUGUCAUUGUCAAGGAUCUUGUGUUCAAGACAACAUGCAGAAGAUUAUUGCAGUGCUAUUUCUUAUUUUCUCUUUCUUCGCGAUAAGUUUAUCAGCACCUGCUCCCAUACCUGGACCACUGCCAGGACCGAAUCCCGGACCUAAGCCCAAUCCACAAUGGAUUACUCCUUAUGCAGUAACUUAUCCUUCUUACUACGCUAGUAGUUACUACUAUGGAUACCCUUCUUUAGGCUAUGCUUAUGCAUCUCCCUAUUAUCUUGCGUAUUAGUGGUUACGAUGAUAUUUUAUAUAUAAUAGAAUCCAAUAACAAGUAAUGUACUAUUAGAUUAAGAUUAAUAAACACAUUUUUAAUUAA
Messenger RNA from Aethina tumida (small hive beetle), 435 nucleotides. RefSeq names its product protein transport protein Sec24B. The record is from RefSeq and is a predicted model, not a curated record. The transcript has 3 exons. Bases 115 to 348 code for a protein of 77 amino acids. NCBI's taxonomy places the organism in Eukaryota, Metazoa, Arthropoda, Insecta, Coleoptera, Nitidulidae.